CGGGACUACAGCUCCCCUUGACAAGCAUCACGCAACGUUAUUUUCUAUUGCAAAUCCAACGAGAGAGAAGACGCUCCUCAAAUCUAAAGAAAACAUGAAGCAUGCUGUUUUCCUGACUCUCUGCUUAGCUCUCCUGGUGGAUGUUUGUGCUAGGGGGGGGAGAGGAGGAGGGGGAGGACGGUCAAGUUCUGGUUCCAAAAGUUCGGGUUCCUCCUGGUUCAACUUUUCAUCUAAAAAAACCUCCUCCUCAUCCAAUGGUAGGACAGAAUCAAACUCAAAGUCCACUAAGUCCACAAAGUCCACUAAGUCCACCAGUCAUCAGAAGCCUGUGAUUAAAGAUGUGAGUGGGCGUGGAUGGGGGCAAGAGUACCCAACUCAAAAAACCACAAACUCACGGCAAGGAAAUAACCCUUACCCCUACUGGAAUCCCAACAACAAAAUCAUGAGUCCUCGCUACGGCGGGAACUAUGCUUAUGGGGCUUACGGCCCCGGCUACGGUCAGGGCGGCUCUCCAUUUGCCCACUCUGUGCAGAGAAUGGGCUACGGUCCCUCCGUCCAGUCUAAGAGCCUUGGCAGGCAGGCUGUGGUGGCAGCUGGCACUGGGGCUGUGGCUGGCGCCGCUGUGGGCUAUGGCCUUGGCAGAUUCCCGCGCCCCCACUACCACUUCCACGACUCGAAUCAGGAAUCCUCCUACAACCACUACAUGUACCAACACUAUGGGUCUCAGGAGAGCCGCAACACCAACACGCGCACACACACCCAUCACCCAAGUAGCUCUGGCAGUGGGGUCAAUCAAGGCAUUGACGACAGCAGCAGUACUGGUGGCGCCGAUGGCAACCGUCCUCUAGUUCUCCUUCAAUCUCCUCCAAAGUCGUAUGACGACUAUAUGAGCAGCUGUAUGAAGAGAGAGGAUUUGUUACAGUCAGAGCGCACAGGGGAUCGAACCCAAUCCCAAAACAUGACCAAGGCUGGAGCACCGUCAACCACUGCCGUGUCUAAGGAUGCUGCCAAGCCGUCUCAAGAGGUAAAGAAAGGGACAGGGCAAGGGAAUGAGAUAGAAGAGAAGGGAGCUGAGAAAAAAGAGGUACAUGAUGAGGUGGUCAACAUCGAGGAGAUUGGCUAUCCGGCUCUGAUUGAGCAGCUCAAAGCUCGUAAAUGUGUGGAGCUCUAUACAGUCUACACUCAGGGCAUUGCAAUGAGACAGCAUGCUGCUUACAAUCACGGAUCAAAGCCAGAAGUGCAUUUCAUUAGCCAUUCUCUUUUAUGCCUUAUUGGUUCCCUUCUCUUGUACUGAGAGAGAAGUACCAUGUGAAGUACCGUAGAUGGCGAAUGAUGACAGUGAAAUGGUUUAGACAGAGCGAGUAAAAUUAUUAGAUUAAUAGAGAUAGGAAUGAAAAUUACUCUUUGACCAAAUAUUCAGAAGGAUAUUGUUGUUUUAUUGUUUUAAACGUAUACAUACUAAUAGCAUGGUAAUUAUGUUCUCAACAGAUAAAGACACUGUUCCAACUCUUAGCUUCAGUAAAUGUGAUGUAUCAGCGUAGCAUAUAGCAUUUAUAGAAUGUGGACCAAGAAAUAUAUAAAUAUGGACCUAUUGCUAUUUUAAAACAGAACUCAAUCAUCUGCUCAGGUAGUUUCUUAAGUAUCUUCUUAAUACCCAAUCGGUGCCUAUUUCAUCAUACAGCCAUGUAUGAUUUAUUAAAAAAAAAAACAGAACUGUACUGGGUAAAACUCAGAAACAAAGCAAAGCUUUUAAAACAAUCUGCCAAUGACCAAAAUCACACAUAGAUACACUCUGAAAAAAUAAAGGUGCUUAAAUGGUUCCAAUACUGAACCAAUACUGGCCCCAUUAUUUUUUAGAGUGUAGAGCAUAGAGAGACAGAUCAAAGUAAAGUCGUCAAAUUACGACCUUAUUUUGUUCAGUAGUAAAUAUCCCAGGAUGAUUAUAUUGAAGAACUUUUAGAUGGAGACUUUUCUCCCACCUUGAGGAAAUCACGUUACUGUAGGGUAGAUCAAGUGUGGUGAUCUGGAUGUGUGCAAGACAUUUUUAUGUACCUCACAAUGGGUUGUCCAUUAAAGCCCAUAAAAGCUCUGGUGACAAUGCUGGAAGCACUUACUGUGGUCCAUUCAUCAGUGUUGGACUGCUUGUCCCUUACUGUGCAUGUUACACUGGAAAUGUACUGUAGUUAAUUCCACCGCUCUGCCUCUCUUUACACUAACCUG
Messenger RNA from Sardina pilchardus (European sardine), 2220 nucleotides. RefSeq lists its product as uncharacterized. The transcript has 2 exons. Gene Ontology annotation, cellular component: membrane. The coding region runs from base 95 to 1294 and encodes 399 amino acids. Gene Ontology annotation, biological process: protein homooligomerization. The record is from RefSeq and is a predicted model, not a curated record. Lineage: Eukaryota; Metazoa; Chordata; Actinopteri; Clupeiformes; Clupeidae.